This is a messenger RNA of Carassius gibelio (silver crucian carp), 2582 nucleotides long. RefSeq lists its product as uncharacterized. Lineage: Eukaryota; Metazoa; Chordata; Actinopteri; Cypriniformes; Cyprinidae. The transcript is spliced from 9 exons. The record is from RefSeq and is a predicted model, not a curated record. Bases 1052 to 2575 code for a protein of 507 amino acids.
AACUAGCUCUGACAUUUGCUUCAUCCUAUGUCAUGCCCCUUUAUCAACGAAUUAAAGCUUUGAAUAUAACUUCACGUUAGUAGUUUCGUCUGUCAUUUCGUGUGUCGCACACAGCAGUCAUUUUAAUUGAUUAAACUCUGAUCGUGUUCUUUUCAAAAUGAGUCUAUAAAGUCUCGCGCGCGCGCGCCAUUUUACAGGUGAACUGUGGCACAUGGAAUUUCUGCAGUCCGCUAACGUUAACAGAAAAUGUAUAUAUCAAUAUGGUUAUUGGCCUAAAAAAGAUUGUUCAGAUUUUGUUUUAAGAUUCGGCUUGGAUUUCUGCUGAUCGUUGACCAUGCUUCUGGGACCUUCAUGGUUUUGAACUUUGGUAACUUGAUACGUUUUAUGUCGAUGUUUGAGCAGCGUUAUAUGAUUUGUGUUUUUAUACAGUCUAUCGUCAGACGUGGUUAACGUUAGUUUAUUUAUUUUAGUGGAUUAAAGUACUCAAUUACAUUUUAAGGAGCAAAAAAUGUAAUAUGUGUAGUCGUGGAAUAUAUUGAUGUCUCAUUUCGGAGGCUGCGUCCUGGUCGCAUUUGAAGGCUGCAUACGUCAUCGGGGAAGUCUCAUUUGAGAAAAGUGGACAAUGUCGACAAUUAAAACCAAUUUACCACAGAUAUUUUUAUGUAAAAUGUAUCGGCAUUAACGAGGUUUGACCAUUGGGGCGCUGUACGUAGCGUAAAACUGUAUUGCAAGUCUUUCCGGAUACAAUAGAUGAAGAAACCGCGCGCUUAUUUAGACUGCCGGAGGAGGAGAGUUUGAAAGUUUGCACGGAGACGAAAAUGGUAUCAUUUCUCAAAAGUUCCCGUUUUGUCUUGUUAAUGAGGGUUUAUAACGGAUAAAAAGUUAACCUAUUUCGAUUUAAUUGGUAUCUUUGCCGUUUUGAUAAAUUAUUAAAGUUGUCUUGAUAUUUUUAUUUUUUUACAAUCUUGUUUCAAAUUGAGUCUGUGUUUGUAGCAAACCAGUAAGAUGUGUUUCUUCCUCUACAAGCCAGGAGUUCAGGUGCUUAAUCACAAUGAUUGUCAAAGCACAAUUUCGGAAUAGGAAGAAAUUCAUAAAAAUCUCAGAGGCGUGCUUUGAUUUAUUUCUAGCAGAGGUGAAAGAGAAGUUCUCAAUUCCAGACGACCUUGCUGUUACAGUUACAGAUGAAACUGGUACAGAGGUGGAUAAAGAUGUGUUUCCUGAUCUAAUGUCCACCAGUGGGUUGGUUUUAGUCAUAAAUGAGUUGACUGACAUGGGAUCUUCCACACCUCAGUCUUCAGUAAGCUUGGAUACAGAUACACUGUCUCUAACUUCAAAACGCAGUGAAGAGAGUGACUGGUUUAGUCCAAAACGAUUCAGAAAGGAUGAAGAUGAUGAUGUGGCAUCACAACGAGCACAGGCCAGAGACCUGAUAAAACAAAUUCUAGAGACAAGACCAGGUGGAGGAAAUGUGCUUAAGGAGUAUGAAGAUACAGGCACAAUUAGUGAUGACACAAGGAAAGUGAUGGUGAACAUCUUAGUUGCACGCAUGAUGGAGACAGAAGGAAGGGUCCCACAUCGACUUACCAAACAGAAGUAUGGAUUGGGAAUUAUCACCUUAUUUCCCUCACUCAGAGAUCCCCAAGGAAGGACUGGAUAUGAACAUUUCUAUGAUGGCCAAAAAAACACUGGAUUCUUGUCAUGGCGCCUCAAGACAGUACAAAGGGGGACAAGACCUUCUGGAAAUAAGGAAGAUUCAAAAACAGAAGAAAAGGGAGGUCCUUUGCUUGACAGACAGCUAUGUUACCAAGAACAUCAGCUAGAUAAUGAUCAAAGUGUAGAGGCCAUCUCUUUGAUGAAUCAUACAAGUGAACGUGAGGUCAUCAUGCAGAAGAUGAAGGCAACGUUUGAAUACAGACAGCGCCUUGUCCAUGAUCCAGAGGGAUCCACCACCAUUCUCUCUGUUUUUCCUCGGUUCCUGGACACUAAAGGAUUGAUUCUUCAGGACUUCACACUCCUCUUUGGGUCAGAAACUGCUUCCAGACUUUUGGAAAGGUGGCCGACAGUUUUCAAAGCAAAGGUUAUCAGACUAGGAGAAACCUUGACUCCCACUCCACUGCUGAAAAGAUUACUGUCAUCUGCCAAACAGAGCAAAGAAAGCAGCGAGGCACAGGAUUCCCCAGAGUGGGACAGUGAUAUAUCAUCCUUCCUUCUACUUUUGCAUCUCCUAUCACCCCAGGCUUCAGGAAGAAAGAAAAUCCAAAGGAUCAGUAUUUCACAGGCUAUUGACCAUCUGGUGGUGUUUCACAAAGCAUGCAGGAGCAUACAGGAACACCUUGAGCUGGAGGAGAAUCGUCAGCCAUACAUUCUUGCCUCCGGGAGCAGCAAGGAAGCCAUCAGUCACUACUUCAUUGUGGUGGAUAAAAAGCUCAUCCCCUGUCAAGAAUCCUCUUCACUGGCUGCCAUUGAUGAACUCUUCAAGGUUCAUUUUGUUUUCAGUCUCAGUUAUGAUAGCCAUUGCCUAUCACUGGGAGUCAUGUACUAUCAGGGGUAUCGAGUCUGGGCCUGUUUCAAAUGAGCUGUUG